CGGCGACGGUUAUUUUUGGCAUCAUGCGAGGUGGUCACUGGUCAGUAUCAUAUGACCUUCCACCUCGAGGACGAUUGAAAAUGAAUUCAUAGCAUCUUUGCGUCUGCAAUACGGUGUUCUGGCUCUAAAAAUGAUCUCGUCUUCAGUCGGUGCCCAUGUCAGAACUGAGAGAAAGUGGAAGCAAAUAGAAGCAAAGUGAACAAACUGAGCAUUAUAGAGAAAAACCUUUGAGGUUUUUGAGACAGGAUGUUGAGUUCGCCGUUUUUGCAUUUGCAUUAUAGCAGUUUUCAUUCAAAGUGUGCUGUGCUAGUGAGUCACAUGAAUUUUAGUUACUUGGAUUCAGAUAGUUAGGAUAUUUUCUUUUUCAGGCAACCAACUCCAACUCAUGGUUGUUGUAGGGAAAUCAUUAUCAGCGUUUUUCUGCACUCCAUCACGAUCACCACUUCACAAAAUAAGCUUAAUGCUUAAAAAUACAACCUGACUGUUGCAAUCAUCUUCUCCCAACAACUCCAAUUCCAUAGGGAAUAAAAGAAGUAUUUCUUCGAGACCGAUCAUUUCUUACAAGAAAUCUCUGGAAGAAGAAACAACUUCUACUCAAACGAGUUUGGUUUUAUCUUACAAGUGGUGCUUUCGCUAUCCACGACUUCCACAAGAAUCAUCUUCAAUUUAUUAGACAAGAUAUUAAGUCCUUUGGUCUUCCACGGUCCACCUCAUUAUUAGACAUAGCUUGACUUUUUAGAUUUAGAUUUUUUAGUCCGAACCCGAAGUCGCAACCUUCUCCUCUUCACAAACGUCUUUUUUCUAUCAACAACUUCAAAUCGGUCUAGGUAGCAUCUUUACGUUUACAAUUAUCGGAUCGGGUAUCUAUAGUACUAUAAGAACAAGAGAACAUCAAUCAAUCUAAGCAUCAGGAUGGCAGUUGUUGCUGAGGAAAUUGCUACUGCUCUCCCCGUGUCUGCAACACCCGAAAAGCAAUCGUUACAAGAAACGAUUGAAAAACUACUCAGCAAAAAAAAUCUCGGUAAGUACAUCUAGAAAAACUAGUUGUUUGAUGCUACCACGAUAAUUAAUCGUUUCCUCCGACCCCGAAGGUUUUUGGCUCAUCCUUUUUGUUGUAGUCGUACAAUGUAAUGCUUUGCAUCUUCAUGAUGAUAACAUUUUGCCACUAUUUUCCCGCAAGAAUUAUCCACAUCUCAGUGAAAUCAUCACUCAUCCCACACCAGGUCGCGACCAGUAUCUCCGAGGAUGUAUCAAUCCGCAGAUGUAUGUUAGCGCUGCUGAACUAGCAGGUCAUGAAUCCUUGGUCGGCCGCUUCUCGGAAGAGGAGGUCUUAGACGCCGCAACGAAGAGCAGCAAAUUGUCGGUUGAUCUUGAGGUAUGGACGGGGUUGUUUAAAUCUAGAAGUUGAUAAGCAGUGCUGCGUCCUAAAUGCAAAAGCAAUAUAUUCAAGUUAUUUGUUGAUGAUGUUGAACGAAGAGGGCACGAUAUAAUGUGUAAAAAUUGAGAAAAACUACCACCCGCCCAGUAGCAGUACUAAUCCUACUGAAACAAGGACACCAUUGCCCUACUUCUUCGUCCCCUCCUAGUCUUUCCCUGAUGCCUGCACUUGAUGAUGUUGAACGAAGAGGGCACGAUAUAUUAAUGUGUAAAAAUUGAGAAAACCGCUUCAUAAACCGCGCGUGCCAUCCGGCCCUUGCUUCGAUCGAAGAGGAGUACUAUCAUCGUCCGCGACUUUCCAUACUCCGAAGAUGUUCUGAGGAAUGAGGUACUUUCCCUACAUUUCCCCUCCAACUACAUUCUGGAUAAGAGCAUCAUGAAGUUCGACUCUGAUAAGAUCAUCAUGAUCAUACAUCAUCAUGAAGUUCGACUCUGAUAAGAUCAUCUACAAAUCAUCAUGAUCAUAUACAUCUACUUACGAUCAGGAGCAACAUUGACUCAUCAUGAUCAUCUGUACAUCUACUUACGAUCAGGAGCAACAAGUAGCCCAAGACGAGAUCUCGAAAGAGACUACUCCAGCUUGUUCUUAUACUAGUACUACAAAUCUUCAAAAAUUAUCCUAGGAUUAGGAACAAACUACAUAGUGAACUUGUUCUUGCUUACGAGAUUGUUCUUGUUUCUAUUCCCACAGGUUCUCUCGCAUCUGGAGCCGAAACUUCAAGAAUACAUCGUUGGAAUCAAGGCUGACGUUUGCGACACAUGGUUCAUCAAGGUGAAGGAGGAAGAUGAGGUGACUCAAAAGAUCGCUAUGUGGCUGCGAGAACAGGAAUACUUAAGGCGAGAUGUCCUGAUGUCCUGACUCAUGUCGUGAUCCAUCAUGAUCUUGUGAUAGAUUGGGGUAAGCUCUAAGACAUCCCGUUGGUCGGAAGAUUCAAUCCGCGGUGAAAAGCGAGCAUUUGCUACGCAGCGUCUUUCCCGCUGACGCUGUAGAACAAGGAGGUGUUGCUUCAGCGGACAGCGCGGUUGAUCCGAUGAUGGCCAGCACUCCACCUCCACCCGCCAUUGCAGCUAGUGCGGCUGGCCGUAAUUAGCUUCAUUGCAUGGUAGAGUUGAGAAGUACAAAUAAUAACGCAUCAUGUUUUUCAUUCAUUUCUAGAUUGAUCACAACGGUAACGAACAUCAGACCUCAUUCCGCUCUCCGGACUUCCCGCCGGAGAUUUCAUGAUGCCGCAAUAUCUUACCCCGGUUCCCUUACAAACGCCAGGACCAAUGUGGCCUGGGUCGGCGGGUACACAAGGUAUUGAAUGAUCAUAGGUACUUUGUAGUAGUGAGAGUGACAAGUAGAAGAGGCAUGAUGAAUAGCAUAUUGAUCAUGACAUGAUUUUAAUAUUCUUUGAUUAUAUCGUGGAGGUUAAGGUCGUUUCCCUUCAUCCCCUCGAUGGUACAUACCGAGUCAGUAUUACUGAUACUUUCUCGUCCCAAAUAAAUCCCACCCAGAUCUCCUCAAUAGCAGUUCUCUUGGAUUUCCAGCUUCGCCUCCUGGUGUGAACACAGUGACGACUCGACCUGUUUUACGUGUCCUCGCUCAGGUCAACGGUGGAACGUGGCAACCUUGGGGACAUAACCAUCGGGCUCCACGUACUAAACUGUGAUCGUGAUGUAGUAUUUUUUCUAGUUGUACGUAGGAGGACAUAAAAAACAUCUUCUUAACCUUUUAUUCAAUCCACGGACUAGGGCGGGUUGGACAAGGACAAGAACAUCUUUGUUCAUUUAUGAUAACCUUUCACUGCUAGGCCAAUCAAUAUCAAAGGAACCCGUCUAGCUCGGUAAUCAACUCAAUUCAGACUUCAUUUCAGGCACUUUGCGUGUUCCAGGACCUGGAGAUUUUGGUCCUCCUCGUCCCGCAAACAAAGGCAAUUGGAACAAGGCCUCCAGCAGCCCUGAACAGCCGACGAAAAGCGGCAAGGGUCAUUGGUUGAAGGAUAGUCCGCAGUGUUAUGGUUAUAAGUCAAAUUUCAUUCGUUCGACCAUUUUUUUAUCUACUUCUACUUAUUCGAAAACUCAAAAUAAAAACAGAGUUAGACUGACCACUGAAAUAAGGGAGGUAGCUUAACGUCAAGGCUACCUUUCCUUCUCAUCAGUAUCUCGGUUAUUCUGAUCAGUUACUCGGUUAUUUCAAAUAGUAGACCUGCGCUUCUACUUCUUCUACCUAGAAGUAGAUGACUUCGUCUUUACUCUGAUUGCCGAUACUCAUACUCCCCAGGAGCUAUUCUAAUACCCGGCUUCGCCUGAACAGUACGGCGGCGGAAAGCACAGUACUGCGACGCUGCGGUCAAAUUACUACUCAUCCCAGUGGAUCCCGCGUUCUCAGCUGGUAAAGGGAGAACAGGUGAAGGGCGAGGUGAAAGGCGCUGAAAUGGGAAAAGUCGGUCAACAUAUGGGAAAAGAAGCCACGAAAGGGUAUUUUUAAGUACUUUUUUUCGUAGAAGAUAUUAUAGCUGUUGAUGAAGAACAUGAAGAACUACUUCUGUCAAGAAGAGCAUGGACGAUAUAUCUGAUACUACGCACUUCAGCUCCAGCUGGUUCUCCGAUCGCUACAAGGGUCGCGGCAAAGGAUAUACACAAUGGCAGUCUCUUGGCGCUUACCACGAAGGUCGUUAUCCUUACAAUUUUUCUCGCGGAGGUGGUCCACGUCGCUCUUCCAGCGCCAACAAGAAGACGAAAGGUCAAGAAGAAAAGACUCUUAUGGCAGACGAGGCUUAAUCCAGUACUAUGUAAAAACAAAUAAAUAUAAAUGUUGUUUGUUACAACCGGGUUUUGUACCUUUUGUUCCUUUUCCUUCAACAUGAUCGAGUAGAUUGAGUAAAGGUACUAGCUCCAUCUACUUCUCCAUUACUAGCUCUAAUAGUCAAACACAAGAAGAUGUCCGCAGACCAACUGAAAAGGGAGAUAUCGAAAAGAGGUCUGACGAAGAUGAAGUCAUCAGUGAAGCUCUAGAUCUAGCAGCCGCACAAGUCGCAGCCUUGUCACCGAAGAUUAUGCCGCGAAAUAAUUUCAAGUCAUCUAAGUCAUAUACCAUAGAUAAGUGCUAUUUUCACUAAACUAGGAGAAGUAGAGGUUUUCGUUUUAUGUAAAAUUCUCAGCACGGUGGAACUCGAAGUGUGAUUCUUAUUUUCCUACUCUCCUGAGUGAUUCCUAGGCCGCGUGGUAGAAUAUUCUUCACUCCUCCGACGUUAUAAAAAGCUCUUCUGCAUUACCUCCUCCAGAUCUACCUCUAAAAACUUCAAAAAAGUAUCACCAAACAAGAAGGAUAUUGACGAGGAUGAGCAAUUAAUGGGGAGGUGCACACCGGUCGGAAGCAGCACGAAGAUGGAGAAACUAGCGGCUACAUGCGCUAGCACGAUGUCGGCAACCACUGCUCCGUCAACAGGCUACAUUUCCAAGAAACUCUCUUCGAUUAAGGGCGUCAUAUGAGCCUACAGUAAGUAGCCGAUCCAGAGAUGAACCAUGCAGCUAUCCUAUUCGCCUUCUUCGCUAAAAAAUUAGAUAAUCCUUAUCUUCCUCUACAGUGGUAGCUUCUUGAAGAUGUUAUCUUCUACUGUUCUUCUAAUUCAACCGUGACCACGCCAAGCUCGGUGAACACGAAACACAAGACUCCCGGAAGUUCAACCUCGAAGAAGGCAAAGACCCUUUUCAAAGUGUCUCCUGGGGAUAAUGAGAAUUAUGAUGUUGCAGACGCUUCUCAAUCUCAGACCAUUUAUAAUUUCUUCUUCAUUAUCUUCCAAUCGUCUACUUAGCGGCACCAAUCAUGCAGCAUGCCUCUCAAGAACAGUACAACACUAACAUAAUGAGAAUAGCAAGCGAACACCUUUACCUCAUGCGGAAAGCGGUAAAGAAGUACUUUCUUUUCUUCAAGAAAUUUCAAAUUCUUUCUCUUCUAAAAAUCCCAAAACAAUGGCGACGAAUUCCUCGAGCAGCAUGUGCCGCGAGCGAGUAGGGCUGAUAUCGAGCGUGAGUUGGAGCGCAUGUCGAAGACGUCUGAGCAGGAUACGAAGGUGCUGGACUCAGUGCUGUCGCGCGAGGUGAGGGCGCAGCAUGGUGGCAUUUUCAGAAUGCCGUCAAAGAGUACCACUGUUGCUGCGGAAGAUGAAGAUGACGAGUGA
This is a messenger RNA of Amoebophrya sp. A25, 5600 nucleotides long. The record is from the annotation of a GenBank genome assembly. NCBI's taxonomy places the organism in Eukaryota, Dinophyceae, Syndiniales, Amoebophryaceae.